This is a messenger RNA of Petromyzon marinus (sea lamprey), 3053 nucleotides long. Lineage: Eukaryota; Metazoa; Chordata; Hyperoartia; Petromyzontiformes; Petromyzontidae. The record is from RefSeq and is a predicted model, not a curated record.
AUGUCCCAUCAACUGACGCUUGCUGCAUUCCUCAGGAUUGUUUCAAUCCCGCAGCUUCCUCCUCCCCUCCCUCUCCCUCCCCUCUCUGCCCGUGCCCCCCCCCCCCAACCUCCAGGGCUCGCGUACGCCCUGCUGGCAUUGGUGCCCCCCGUGAAUGGCCUCUACUCGUCCUUCUACCCCCCGCUCGUCUACUGCCUGCUCGGCACGUCCCGCCACAUCUCCGUGGGCCUCUUCCCCGUGGUCAGCCUCAUGGUUGGCACCGUGACCGUCCGCCUGGUCCCCGACGAUGGGGGGGCAGUUGCUUUGGAGACGGGAAACGGGACCCUGGGAAACGCCACCGUGGCCACGCCGAGCGACAUGGACGCGCGGCGAGUGGCAGUGGCUGCCAGCGUCACCUGCCUGGUGGGGAUCAUACAGCUGUGUCUGGGCGCGCUGCGUGUCGGCUUCGUCUCCAUCUUCCUGUCGUCGCCGCUCGUCAGUGGCUUCAUGACGGCGGCCGCGUUCCACGUCCUCGUGUCUCAGCUCAAGUACCUCUUCGGCCUCUCUGUGCCCUCAUACAGCGGCCCCUUCGCCUCAAUCUACGCUAUCAUCGAGGUGUUCUCCCGACUGCCUCAGAGCAACGUGGCCGACGUCGUGACCUCGAUCAUCUGCAUCGUCAUCGCCGUCCUCGCCAAGGAGAUUAACCAGCGCUUCGCGCGCCGACUGCCCGUGCCCAUCCCGGUCGAGCUGCUCGUGACUGUGGUGGCGACCGCAGUGUCAUACGGAGCCGACUUGGAGGGGCGAUUUGGGGUGGAUGUGGUGCGCGACAUCCCAAAGGGGCUGGCUCCUCCGGUUAUACCGGACGUGAGCCUCUUCCCCGAGAUAAUCGGGGAUGCGUUUGCCAUAGCGAUCGUGGCCUUCGUGGUGCCCCUGUCACUCAGCAAGAUCUUCGCACAGAAGCACGGAUACGCUAUCGAUAGCAACCAGGAGUUGCUUGCGUUCGGGUUGAGCAACAUCUUCGGGUCGUUCUUCCAGACGGUCGUGGUGAGCACGUCGCUCUCCCGCUCACUCAUACAGGAGAGCUCCGGCGGCAAGACACAGGUGGCUGCUCUGCUUUCGUCCAUCAUCGUGCUCAUCGUCAUCCUGGCGCUGGGCUUCCUCCUGGAGCCACUGCAGACGGCGGUGCUGGCCUCCCUCGUGGUGGUGAACCUGAAGGGGAUGUUCACCCAGGUGAAGGAGGUGCCUCGCCUGUGGCGGACGGACCGCAUCGACUGCCUGCUGUGGGUGGUGAGCUGCGUGAUGAGCAUCCUGCUCGGCCUCGACCUGGGCCUGGCCGUGGCGCUCGUCUUCGAGAUCCUCACCACCGUCGCUCACUCCCUCUUCCCAGCAUGCGUCCCGCUGGGCAACAUUCCCAACACGGAGAUCUACAAACGCGUCGGUGUCUUCAAGCAGGCGACGGAAACCCCCGGAGUGAAGGUUGUCCGCUGCCCAGCGCCGCUCUACUUCGGGAACAUCGAAUACUUCAGAGAGAAGCUCAUGGCGAUCCUGGAGUUCGACCCAGCGAGGGUCGCGAGGAAGAGGGACAAAGCCCUGAAGAAGCUGAAGAAGCGGCUGAGCCGAGAGGCCGCCCUGCCAAUCAACACCGGCGCUCAGAACGAGGCCUUCAGCGCCAGCGACCAAUCGGAGACGUCCGACGACAGCGACGGCGACGACGCGGCCGUGGGUGCCGGCGUCGAGGAGGUGAAGGUCACCAGGGAGGGGUGCGGCACCCACGAGGUCGUCGCCGCCGUGAAAACCAAACGGGCCCCACCGACGAAGCGGGAGGUCACGGAGACGCGGGGGGCCCAGGGAACCCCGGGGCCCGAUGGGGAGGGCGGCGGCGGCGGCACGGGGCCCUGGCUCCAGGCCGGGCUCGCGGUGAAGCUGGAGGGCGUGCCGAGGGUGACGGUCGACACCGUCAUUCUGGACUUCUCCUCCGUCACGUACCUGGACACCGUGGCGGUCAACACCCUCACCACGAUGACCGGAGAUUAUCAGAAGGUGGGCGUAAGCUUCCUCUUCGCUGGCUGUGACGACGCGGUGCUGUCGCGCCUCGAGAGGGCCGGCUUCUUCGCGGGUGCCGUGGCGCGGAGCGGAUUCUUCCCGACGACGCGUGACGCGGCGCUGUGGAACGCGGCGCACGCCACCCCUCCUGUCCCGCUCUCUCCACGCGCCUCUCCUCGUGCCUCUGUCACGGAAGACACGCACAUGUGACGGCAGGGAGCGCGUCGCGGUGCCUGCAAGACGCGUCAGGCGAAAGUAACAUAGAAUGUAAUGUGUCACGAUUUGAAUACCUCUAAUUUAAGGCUGCCAAAUUUCUAGGAGGCUCAACCGGGACACGUGGUGGUGAGCUCGCUGCCCAUCCCUCUCCCAGCACCACCCACUUUUGUGUAGCCACACCCACUCAACCACUAGCACCGCCCACACAGCAAGCGGAUUUGUUCUGUCUGAAACUGGCCCUGCCCACUACUCAAGUACCUCCGUCCGUUACCAAGGUAGCUCCGCCAACUGCACAAGUACCUUUGCCCACUAAUAAGGUAGCUCCGCUCAUUACCAAGUUGGCUCCGCCCAUUACUAAGUUAGUUCCGCCCACUAUGAAGUAGCCCCGCCUACUACAUAAGUAGCUCCGCCUACUAUGAAAGCAGCUUCGCCCAUUGCUCAGGAUGCCCCACCCACUACUCAGGUAACCUGCUCAUAUUAGUAGAGACCGAGGAUAGAAAACGUUAAACUUGUUACACCAUGCAGAUUUUCACAAAACAUUUUUUGGAGGGGAUGACGGGUACGCAACCUUCCUCAACCCACCGGGACUGUCCCGGCCAGACAGACAUUUGGUGGCCUUGAAAUCGUAAUCCCAAGGAUGGCCCCCAUAAUCGGGCUGCAGAAUGUUUAUACCUUUCAAUGGAAUGUAAAUCGUGGAAACCAGCAAUUAAAUGCAAUUACACGCCGCACCGGCGAUGCGAGAUGCACGUACUGUAUUCUGAAUGGAGUAUGAAUCACAGAGAGACCACGAUGGAUGCCAAAUAUUCACCGAGCAA